AUGCUGGGCCCUCGAGUCUGGUCCCCUGUAAGGCAGGGGCUGAGCAGAGGCUUGUCUAGGAAUGUGGGGGGCCGGGCCUCAAAGGAGGGGAGGAAGUUGGACAUCGCAGGCAUCUAUCCCCCUCUGACCACCCCCUUCACUGCCACCUCAGAAGUGGACUAUGGGAAACUGGAGGAGAACCUGCACAAACUGGGUGCCUUCCCCUUCAAAGGAGCGGUGGGGGGCGUGUGUGCCCUGGCCAAUGUCCUGGGGGCUCAGGUGUGCCAGCUGGAGCGACUCUGCCUCACAGGACAAUGGGAAGAUGCCCAGAAGCUACAGCACCGUCUCCUUGAGCCAAACACUGCGGUGACGCGGCGCUUCGGGAUCCCGGGGCUGAAGAAAACCAUGGACUGGUUUGGCUACUAUGGAGGCCCCUGCCGGGCCCCGUUGCAGGAGCUGAGCCCUGAUGAGGAGGAGGUGCUGCGCUUGGAUUUCACCAACAAUGGCUGGCUCUGAGGGCAAGGAAAGGACAGGCAGGAACCCAUCUCAGCUCGACUUGUACCUGCAGCCAGAGAGGAACAUGGGAACAAGAGGGUUCGUGGCUCCCUUUCCUACUUGUCCUUCAGGUGCCUCUCACUAGGUGCCAUGCAUGCUCAUUUCCUUUUCUUACAACCCCAUGACUUCUUGAAUUUGUAUCCUAAACUCUGAGUCUCUAGAGACCUUCAGUCUGGGCAUGAGCGAAUGCUUACUGUCUCUCUACUGUAGUUUCCUAUGCCCCAAGAGACGUGAGCCAGGAGCAAGAGGGGAAGGGUAGAGGCAGCUGGGCACAGGAGGGCUGUGUAUCUGAAGGGAGGACUACUUAGACUUGAGGAUACAAACCUGAUUCUAGCACAAGCAGGGGAAGCUACUCUAAGAAUCCCCGUUCUGACUCUUUCUGGGGAUGUGAUCAGAAAAAUGUCACUUGUCUUUGAAAGCCUUCCCCCCCGCCCCCAAGAUGCAUUCCAGCCACAGUGCCCUUUCCUAAAUCCAUUUUGAUUCAUUGCAUAUUCUUGUCUCUAGCUUUGAUCUCAAAUUUCAAGUGCACAGAGACAACCCAGAAUUGGUAAAUAAUGACACCUAGUGGAUAAAUGUUACAUUCUAGAGGAUUUUUAUCAACACAGGUCUGAAACAUUAGGAAAGGGGGCUUGGCCUGAGACAGGACCAUCCUCUUGCCUAUAGGCACUCUGCUUUUAUUGUUAAAAAUAAUUACUUUGUUAUUGCAAUAAAGUU
This is a messenger RNA of Miniopterus natalensis, 1248 nucleotides long. It is a transcript of the gene HOGA1, whose product is annotated as 4-hydroxy-2-oxoglutarate aldolase 1. Lineage: Eukaryota; Metazoa; Chordata; Mammalia; Chiroptera; Miniopteridae. The record is from RefSeq and is a predicted model, not a curated record. Gene Ontology annotation, molecular function: (R,S)-4-hydroxy-2-oxoglutarate aldolase activity; 4-hydroxy-tetrahydrodipicolinate synthase activity. Gene Ontology annotation, biological process: glyoxylate catabolic process. Gene Ontology annotation, cellular component: mitochondrion.